This is a messenger RNA of Coturnix japonica (Japanese quail), 1029 nucleotides long. The record is from RefSeq and is a predicted model, not a curated record. NCBI's taxonomy places the organism in Eukaryota, Metazoa, Chordata, Aves, Galliformes, Phasianidae.
GGUGUUGGGGUGUUCCUAUGGGUGCUGGGGUGUUCCUAUGGGUGCUGGGUGUUCCUAUGGGUGCUGGGUGUUCCUAUGGGUGCUGGGUGUUCCUAUGGGUGCUGGGUGUUCCUAUGGGUGCUCAGGGUGUUAUUGGGGUGCUGGGGUGUUCCUAUGGGUGCUCAGGGUGUUAUUGGGGUGCUGGGGUGUUCCUAUGGGUGCUCAGGGUGUUGUUUGGGGUGCUGGUUGUUCCUAUGGGUGCUGGGUUGUUCCUAUGGGUGUUGGGGUGUUCCUAUGGGUGCUGGGGUGUUCCUAUGGGUGCUCAGGGUGUUAUUGGGAUGCUGGGGUGUUCCUAUGGGUGUUGGGGUGUUCCUAUGGGUGCUGGGUGUUGUUUGGGGUGCUGGGUGUUCCUAUGGGUGCUGGGUGUUGUUGGGGCCUGCUGGGUGUUGUUGUGGGUGUUGGGGCCUUGUUGCUUGGGCUGUUGCUAUGGGUGUUGGGCUGUUCCUAUGGGUGUUGCGCUGUUCCUAUGGGUGCUGGGGUGUUGUUGGGGGUGUUGGGGUAUUCCUAUGGGUGCUCAGGGUGUUAUUUGGGGUGCUGGGGUGUUCCUAUGGGUAUUGGGGUGUUCCUAUGGGUCCUCAGGGUGUUGCUAUGGGUGCUGGGCUGUUGUUCGGGGUGUUGGGGUGUUAUUUGGGGUGCUGGGUGUUCCUAUGGGUGCUGGGCUGUUGGUGGGGCCUGGUGGGUGUUGUUGUGGGUGUCGGGGCCUUGUUGCUUGGGCUGUUGCUAUGGGUGUUGGGCUGUUCCUAUGGGUGCUGGGCUGUUGUUUGGGGUGCUGGGCUGUUCCUAUGGGUGCUGGGUGUUCCUAUGGGUGCUGUUGGGUGUUGUUGGGGCCUGCUGGGUGUUGUUGUGGGUGUCGGGGCCUUGUUGCUUGGGCUGUUGCUAUGGGUGUUGGGCUGUUCUUUGGGGUGCUGGGGUGUUCGUAUGGGUGUUGGGGUGUGGUUGGGGUGUUGGGGUGUUGUUUGGGGUGUUGCUAUGGGCCUUAUAGAAGAAUAG